This is a messenger RNA of Prunus dulcis (almond), 323 nucleotides long. RefSeq lists its product as uncharacterized. The coding region runs from base 9 to 323 and encodes 104 amino acids. The record is from RefSeq and is a predicted model, not a curated record. The transcript has 4 exons. Lineage: Eukaryota; Viridiplantae; Streptophyta; Magnoliopsida; Rosales; Rosaceae.
AAGAAACAAUGAUGAAAAACACGUUCGAACUCUGUUCAGAGUUACCUCCCCUUAUGUCAAAUCUCGAGAUAGAGAAGAAAACGGAAGAAGCUCCUCGACGGCAGCAGGAGGGAGAGCAUGAUCCGAUCAAGCAUGCCAAUUCUAUUCUUGCUUUUUUUCAUGAUGCUAUUGAAGACUUAGUGAAGUUCCAUUCUCACACGGGCUUCGAUCGUGAUCACCUUAAUAGACUCGUCUCCCAAUCGUUUGCCGAUCCUCGAUUUGCUGACCUAAUGAAAGUUUUCAACUGUCGCAGGACGAUGCUGCAAGUUCAGAUGUUGGUGUAA